Messenger RNA from Pyrus x bretschneideri (Chinese white pear), 2706 nucleotides. Its product is annotated as probable glycosyltransferase At5g11130. The transcript is spliced from 4 exons. Gene Ontology annotation, molecular function: glycosyltransferase activity. The coding region runs from base 1209 to 2600 and encodes 463 amino acids. The record is from RefSeq and is a predicted model, not a curated record. Lineage: Eukaryota; Viridiplantae; Streptophyta; Magnoliopsida; Rosales; Rosaceae.
UUCUUUUUCAUUAACUGUUUACAUCAUCCUUAUAGUAUAUAUACAACUAAUGUUGCUUACACUAUAAGCUAACUGUUUAACAAACUACUAACUACUUGUCCAAUCUUAUGACACUUGUCAAGAGUAUAGCCCUUAGAUUGAUUACUCCUUACAUAAAUGUUCCCACAAUUCAUAUCUUAUUGGUUUCUUUGCACCAGAGAUUUCAUGUUGGCUUGACGGUAUUUUAAAUCAAUUCCUGCAUAGCACUACAUGAUUUUAUAAAUACGUGAUUGACUUGAAAUAGCAUGGUACUGUAACUGCAUAUGAGUUUUCUCAUCAUGAAUGCCUAGUGUGCAGAGCAAUUCAGCCAUUUGAUUAUUCUAGUACAGGCUCUAUUUUUAGGCUUGGGCCAGCAAACUAGGUUUCCUUUUGGUCCCUAAUCCCUAUUGAUCUAGUCGAGUUCGUUGCAGACAUGGCCACGCGGUUUGGCUGUUUGCAUGGGCAUGUCUAGGAUUUCCAUCACUCCAUUCUUUGACAUUGCUUUAAAAAAGAUAAUAAUUGUUCAAAAUCUCAAUAAAGAUAAAAAUCGAUGUAUUUAGAACAAAAUCAAAUAAUUUUUUUUUUUCAAACGAUAUAUUUUGUUAUAUUAGCUAAUGAUGAGUUGAAUCAAAAUCAUCAUGUACGAGUUAAACUCUUUUCCACCACUAUAGUAAAAUGUCACUUGCCAGUCACAUAAUAUUAUUCUUUCACCUAAACCAUAACAUGCGUAUUUGUUUUUUUAUAUAAUGAUAUAUUGACACUAUGAAGUAUGAAAAAUACAUUAAUAUCGAACUCGUUAUUUACGAUAUUCGAACUCUAAUACACAUUAUAAAAUGAAACAUAUCAAUCCCGUCAACCACUAAUAUUAUAAUGUAUACAGAAACAUAUAUUAAAAAGGGAAUCAUUCUUCUAUUAAUAAUAAUCCCAAGUUGAGAAAAAAUAUGAGGAAAAAAUCAUAUUAAUUAUCCUACAUGUGAAACCAAACUAAUUACCAAGACUUCAGUCAUUGCCUAUAGGACUCACAGUCUUUCACUCAACUUCCACUUCUUCUUUCUUCUCCUCCUCAUUCCACCAUUGCUAUCCUACCAAAACCUAAUGACUUAACUCAAAAUUUCCUUCUCUUUCUCAUUUUCUUUCAAAAGAGAACAUUAUUUAAAGGCGGGCAGUGUGUGCGGCCAGAUUGUUUGCCCAUGGCUGGCUCUGGUUACAACAGCACUUGUUUGCUAUACCCUUCUCUUUUUCUCAUCAUUUUCUUCUCUUUCAUGAACCACCAUUUCCACUAUUUCCCAAUUCCUCACAACUCCACACUUUCAAACCACAAACGAGUCUCCGGCAAGUACUGCAACAACGAUCUCCAAAAUGCCAGCAGAAAUAGUACUGCUCUUGAUCAUGGGCCUACUAUGCAAGUGAAGAAGAACCAGUUUGAGAAAAUAGAAGAUGGGAUGGCAAGAGCAAGAGCCGCGAUACGAGAAGCUGCUCGAUCAAGAAGCUAUACGUCAUACAAAAACGAGGAUUUUGUUCCAAGAGGAUCGGUUUACAUCAACCCUUAUUCCUUUCAUCAGAGCCACAUAGAGAUGGAGAAAAGAUUUCGAAUUUGGUCGUACAAGGAAGGAGAGCCACCACUCUUCCACCAAGGGCCGAUGAACGACAUUUACUCCAUUGAAGGCCAAUUCAUGGAUGAAGUUGAGUUGAGUGGGAAUAGCCCGUUUGUGGCGAAAGACCCUGAUGAGGCCAUCGCGUUUUUUCUUCCCAUCAGUGUUGUCAACAUUGUGAGAUACGUCUACAGGCCUUACACCAGCUACUCUCGUGUCCGGCUCCAGAACAUUGUCGAGGACUACAUCAGAAUCAUAUCGAAGAAAUAUCCACACUGGAAUAGAAGCAAUGGAGCUGACCAUUUUCUGGUCUCUUGUCAUGAUUGGGCACCUGAUAUUUCGGCUGGACACCCUAAAAUUUUGAAGAACUUAAUUAGAGUACUCUGCAAUGCGAAUUGUUCAGAAGGUUUCCAACCAGUCCGAGAUGUCCCCCUCCCCGAAAUCAAAAUCCCGUUUGGAAAGUUAGGCUCUCCCCUCCUUACCCAUCCCCCUAAGAACCGUUCAAUCUUUGCUUUCUUUGCCGGCGGUGAUCAUGGAGACGUAAGAAAGAUACUAUUCAAGCACUGGAAAAACAAAGACAAGGAAAUCCAAGUCCAUGACUACCUCCCCAAAACCUUAAACUACACACAUAUAAUGGCGCAGACCAAGUUUUGCAUGUGCCCUAGCGGGUAUGAAGUUGCAAGCCCUAGAGUGGUUGAGGCCAUAUAUGCAGGCUGUGUCCCAGUGAUCAUUUCUGAUUCCUAUGCGUUGCCGUUCAGUGAUGUGCUUGAUUGGUCUAAGUUUUCGGUUCAUGUUCCGGUGGCAAGGAUACCAGAGCUGAAGGAAAUUUUGCAAUCAGUUUCUGAGCAUGAAUAUGUGAGAAAGCAAAAGAGGGUCAUGCAAGUGCAGCGCCAUUUUGUGAUCAAUAGACCUGCUAAGCCAUUUGAUAUGUUGCAUAUGGUGAUGCAUUCAGUGUGGCUUCGGAGGCUUAAUCUGAGGCUGUUGAAGUGAUGCCAAUUAAGUGGGGGGGUUUUGUACAAUUAUGCUAGAAUUUGUACAAUUGUGUUUUUGAGUAAAUAAAUUUUGUACCAUCUCGCAAACAACUGCGCUGCAUUAG